Messenger RNA from Bombyx mori (domestic silkworm), 2600 nucleotides. RefSeq names its product regulator of hypoxia-inducible factor 1. The record is from RefSeq and is a predicted model, not a curated record. The coding region runs from base 489 to 2309 and encodes 606 amino acids. NCBI's taxonomy places the organism in Eukaryota, Metazoa, Arthropoda, Insecta, Lepidoptera, Bombycidae. The transcript is spliced from 12 exons.
CAGUGGAAAUAUUCCAUUCCCGAUACUUUUAGUGCAGCCCUCGUAUAAAUCUACAGUGGAUUUUAAGGAUGUUCCGUUAUAUCUACUGAACCGUUCAUCCGAUUGACUUGAAACUUGGUAUCCAUGUAGAAAAUACAUGUGCUUAAUGGAUAGGCUAAUAUUUAUAUGAGUGUUGGACUUCCUACGCCAAUUUCGGGGGCGUUAAUGAUGAGAAUCUUUGUGGGGGUGAGAAAUAUUAAUGUUCAUUUUAAAUGACCAGCGAAGCGGAUGGGUAUAGCUAGUAGCUUAUAAUAGCCCACUUAUUUACUAUGCUCAGGACGUACUGCAGCAGUUUGUCUAGGAUUGCAUAAAAGUCUGUCGAACAAAAAAAGGUCGCGUGUACACAAGCUAUUUGUUUUAAUGUUAUUAAUCAUGGAAAUCAAACAACGCGUGAAUCUCACAGUCACAGCUCAGAGCUCGAGCAGUUGACGUUUGAGCUCGUAUUUGCGAUGUUGGUUAGUCUGUGUCUGUUGGCAGCACUCAUCGAAGUCAAAGCGGCUGAUUUUAAUGGGGAAGAUUACUGGCUUCUUCCUCGUCUCUUCGAUUUGGACAACUACGAUGAGUGUCUUUCGCAUCCCGACGGCUUGUACUGCCUCGGCAGCUUCCAUCUCACACCUGCUGAACAACCGAACCGUGUUUACGAAUUGAUGACUAACUAUUCAAAGGAAUUGUAUAGGUUCAAUCGCACUGUUAUCCGACGUGGAUGGUGUGUUAGUGCACGUGAAUCGAAUGUAACAGCGGAGCCGAUGAAUAGGUUUGAGCACUGCGCCGCGGAGUGGGCCCGCUCUCGUCGCAUGCGCGCCCGUCUACUCAGACUGGAGUACUGCAGGAGCCAUAGCGACGUACACGCCACACGGAUCCCUGACAAGUCCGAACUAACCUUUCUCAUUGCGAUAGCUGUGAUAAUAUUAUUGAACGCAGCCAGUACCGCGUAUGAUUACGCCACUCAGAAUAAUGAGAAAAAGAUUGCUCUCCUAACAACCUGGUCUGUUGUCGCCAACUGGAGGCAACUAGUUGAACCUUAUAACUCACAUCGGAAAUCUCUACAAGCAAUCCAAGGAAUAAAAGUUAUAGUUUCUGCGAGUAUCUGUAUUGUGCAUAGUGGAAUGUUGUUAUAUACAUUGUUCUUGUAUGAACCGAUAGAAAUGGAGCAGGUAAUAGCGAAUCCAUUAACAAUGGCGGUCCAGAACAGUACGACGGUCGUGCACAUGUUCAUUGUACUGUCAAGUUUCCUUACUGUUCACAAUCUGUUAAAGUCAAGCAAACCGUUUGGUUUCGGUACAUUCUUAAGGUUGCUCGCGAAAAGAAUAAUUAGAUUAAGCCCUGUGUGUCUAUUGGUGAUCGGUUUCGCCGGGACCUGGUGGCCGCGGGUCAGUGACGGACCUCUGUGGCCGGCUGCGGUCGCGGAGCAGAGUAAGAUCUGCCGCGAGAAGUUCUGGGCGCACGCGUUCUUUAUCCAUAACCUGGUGGAACCGGACAAGUUCUGUUUGAUACCGACCUGGUAUAUAGCGGUCGACAUGCAGAUGUACAUACUGGCAGUUAUCUUAACAAUGAUCCUGGCCAAGUUCAGUAAGAAGGCUGUGCCGAUUCUCGUGAUUCUAUUCAUAGGAGCCACAGCGUUGAAUGCGGGGUUGGCGUACAUAUACGAAUGGAAGUCAUUGUUGUAUUUGGCAAUAGUCGCAGAAAAUAUCAACUCUAUAUUCCGUGAUAUUCCAUCAUUGAGCCACUUUUACAUGUCGCCUUGGGGCAGUCUUCCAGCGUGUCUCGUGGGACUCAUCAUAGGACAUUUGGUCCAUUUUACUAAGGGAGAAACAUUUGGAAACAUAUACAAGCGACGGCUCCUCAGCUUAUAUUACGUUCUGUGUAUACCUAUCAUGGUGGGCUGGUUGAUGCUGGGUAACUACUUCCAGCAUAUCCGACAUCCGAUCUUCGUAGCAGCGUACGCGGCUCUGGAGAGAUCUAUCUUUCAGAUUAUGUGCAUCCUUGCGUAUAUAGCAUUAGUCUUCAAAAAUGAUAUUAUUAUAUGCUUUAAAGCACUCGCCUGGCGAGGGUGGCAUCUGUUGGCGCAGCUCUCUCUGCCCGUGAUGCAGAUACACUGGUGCAUAGCGUUGGUCAUCAUUGGUCCAUCGCCUCAGCCGGUUGCGGUUUCGGUCAUUAACUUGCUACCGGUUAGCGUUACCACAGUCUGUUUCACGUAUCCACUGGCAUUGUUAUUGACUGUACUGGUUGAGCUGCCGAUGAAGAGGACUUUUGACUUUAUUCUUCGUUGAUUUUAUAUACAAACCACCCGUACUCGCCAGCUUUGCUGGGCAUUUAAAAUUAACAUUAUUAUUUAUUGUCAUUAAUAUUAGGGAGUCCAACACUCAUAUAAAUAUUAGCCUAUUCAUUAAGUAGAUACUAAGUUUUAAGUCAAUCGGAUGCAUGGUUCAGUAGUUAUAACGGAACAUCCGUAAAAACCACUGUAGUUUUAUAUAUUAGUAUAGAUACUGUCCUGGUUUAUUGUUCAUGACGUGAAAAUGUAUGUGAGAGUUUGAUUUUGAUUAAAUAGUGUUUAAGAUGUG